Mytilus californianus (California mussel) is the source of this 1573-nucleotide messenger RNA. RefSeq names its product homeobox protein Nkx-2.1-like. Lineage: Eukaryota; Metazoa; Mollusca; Bivalvia; Mytilida; Mytilidae. Gene Ontology annotation, molecular function: RNA polymerase II cis-regulatory region sequence-specific DNA binding; DNA-binding transcription factor activity, RNA polymerase II-specific. The record is from RefSeq and is a predicted model, not a curated record. Gene Ontology annotation, biological process: regulation of transcription by RNA polymerase II; cell differentiation. Gene Ontology annotation, cellular component: nucleus. Bases 99 to 1166 code for a protein of 355 amino acids. The transcript is spliced from 2 exons.
UUUGACCGUCGAGAUUGGCCCUUCACGUAACAAAGUAUAUCUGAAGGACCUAAAAACAUCAAGCUGACGCAAAGGAAUCACUCUGAAUUCGAACGGUGAUGUCCCUCAGUCCAAAACACACCACACCGUUUUCAGUAACCGAUAUAUUGUCUCCAAUUGAAGAUACCUACAGAAGAACCACCAUUGAGGCUGCAAUACCACCCUUGGCUCCAUAUAGGAACCACCAUUCACAACAUUCUUCAUCACAGAUGGCAAGCAUGAGUGUUCCUGUGUCGAAUCCUUACCAUACUGGAUAUGUUCCGCCGCUAUCUCAUCACACUCCGUCCUUUGCAUCACAAUAUUGUAAUGGGACAGACUUCGGACACUAUGGGGACCCAAGAGGUACUCCCAACUGGUACAGCAGUAAUCCUGAUCGUAUUGCAAUUUCGAGACUAAUGGGUGGACCAAGUUCAUGUGCUAUGUCACCAAUGUCUUCAGGUAUGAAUCAUAUGAAUAUGUCAGCUUUAGGCGGAUAUGAUCAUACAAAAGCUGGAAUGCAGUUUCCCAUUACACAGAGGAGGAAGCGUCGAGUUCUUUUUUCGCAAGCGCAGGUAUAUGAACUAGAAAGGCGUUUUAAACAGCAAAAAUACCUGUCCGCACCUGAAAGGGAACAUCUAGCUAGUAUGAUAAAUCUAACGCCAACACAAGUGAAGAUAUGGUUCCAGAAUCAUCGUUAUAAGUACAAAAGAGCAUCAAAAGACAAAAUUAAAAGUGAACCCGGUUCUCCAGAAAGUUCUCAGGAAGAUUCUGCACCCUCUGAACAUUCAUCACCUAGUCAAAGCCAACAUUCUCCGAGGCGAGUGGCUGUACCUGUGCUAGUAAAAGAUGGGAAGCCAUGUUCAAAUUCUGGAGAUACGCAAACUACACACGUGCAACACAAUUCUCAAACAAGAAUGAGUGCUGGUCACGCUGGAUCCUCGGGAUCACACGUUUCCCCACAGGUUCCAAAUUCUAAAAUACUGUCUCAACCGAACUCUUUAGGCUCUGGGACGAUGCCUACGCACUGUGUUACAAACUCUUAUUCUAGUAGCCAUAGUGGACUUAGUCAGGGAAUUCAUUAUCCAUCUUCCAUAAAUGGAAACAGCAUGACGUCAUCACCAUAUAUGUUAAAUGGCAGAACAUGGUAAUAAAAUACCAAAAUUACAUUUAAUUUGCAUUUAUUGUUCUGAAAAAGACAUGAUCAGAGUAAGUUCAGACAUAAAAUCCAUAAUCAUACAUAGUGCAUACAGUAUGGGACCUAGAUCUGGAAGUUUUUGAGUGCCGUCAUCUGCAAUAAAACCACAGUCAUAAAACAAUAUAACGAACCUGUCUCUCUUAAAACAAAUUUAUCUUACCGCCAUAAAUUAUAAAGGAUUUUAUAAACAUUGUAAAUACAGUUGUAAAUAUUGACCGAUGGUUCGGUGAGAAUGGGACAUAUUUCAACAUUUCAAAUUUUUACCGGAAGUGUGAAGUGACCCACUAAAUGCUGGCGCCGUCAUCGGCCCAUAAUGUUUACUGUGACAGUUUUAACUGAGUAUUAAAAUAUUCUAUUUCA